Oncorhynchus kisutch (coho salmon) is the source of this 4943-nucleotide messenger RNA. RefSeq names its product chloride intracellular channel protein 4-like. The coding region runs from base 221 to 4105 and encodes 1294 amino acids. The record is from RefSeq and is a predicted model, not a curated record. NCBI's taxonomy places the organism in Eukaryota, Metazoa, Chordata, Actinopteri, Salmoniformes, Salmonidae. The transcript has 6 exons.
AGAAGGAGGGAGGAAGAGAUUGUACUUUGACCAACUGGACACAGGCACUAAUUACAGAUUGGAGCUCCAGGCAGCGACAACUAGAAGCUGUGCGUGCGUCUGUGGAACCUACAAACACACACUUAUCUAACUUUCUCAAACUUGGCUUGAACUCCUGGACACAUACUCGUUGGAACCUUGAACACACUCCUUCCCAGUGUGUGUUGGUCUUCCAGUAACCAUGGAACAGUCUGAAGCUAAUGGCCUCAGCCCGGACCUCUCUAAUGGAGCCAUCAUCCACAGCCCUAUAGGAACCUGUACCAAGCCGGACAGACAGAGACAACGAGAUGAAGAGGAGGAGGAGGAUGUAGAACUAGCAGAGGAGGUGUUAGAACUGGGGGAGGAGGUGGGCGAGGACAUGGAGGACAUUGGGAUGGCAGGUGCAGCUGAUCAUUUCGAAGUGACGAUGCAAGCUAGCGGGAGCGGAGGAAAGGAGGGAGAGGAGGGGGAGAGGGCGAUUGAAGAAGAGAUUGGUUUACAGGAAAAGAGAGAGGGAGAUAAAGGGGAGGGGGAGCUGACAGUGACUGUUGUUGUAAUUGAAGAGGAGCAGGAGAAAUCUGUAGAGGCUGUUGAAGAAGGGAAGUUCGCUGUGAGAGAGGAGUCAGCAGGGGCGGACAAAAAGAGAGAAAUAGAGGAGAGAGAACCUCCUCACCCCCCACCAUCCCCUAGUUUACCUGAAACUGAGUCCAUUAAUGAUGAGGUAGAGACAAAAGACGAGGACACAUCUCCAGAGGCAGAAAAGGCACAAAUCGUUUUGCCUAUUGAUGAGACAGAGAAGACAGAGGACAAUGUCGGAUUGACGACAACAGAACCGCCAGUCCCGUCAACUAAUGAUGAGGUGGAGAGUAAAGAAGAGCUAUGUAAUGAGAGUCGAAAGCCAGAAACCACAUCCACUACAGAUGAGUUAGCGAAGGGAGAGCAUAGUGGCGGUCAGGAUGCAGAGAUGCCCAUCAGCCAGGUGACUAAUAAUGAUGGCAUAGUAAGAGUGAGUGAUGAAAGCGGGAGUCAAGUGACUGAGGACUGUCAAACUGUGUCCACUAGUGAUGAGGUCAGAGAGACACGGCAGGAGGAAGGACAGGAAGAGGAGCCUAAACAUCAGCCAGCAAAUGACAAUGAAGGAGAGAGUGAGGAAAGUAACAAUAAAUUGGCACAUAAUCUACAGGUUUCACAAGAAGAGAGGGAUGAGAACCAGCAGGGAAGUGAGAAGAGUACAGAGAAAAAAGAGGAGGAGGUUAAAAGCCAUGUUACAGAAGAACAGGGAGAGACAACUAAAGCAGUUUUAGAGAAAAAAGAGGAGGGGCAUCAAGCGACAGAGCACCAGCCCCCGUUGUUCGUUACCAAGGAGUUCAUAGAGCUUGGAGUCGUCAAGAGUCAGGCAACCACAGCUCAACAGCCACAGGAUGUUGUCACUCCACCUGUUGAGGUAGAGGGAGGGAGCAAGAGCAAGGCACAGCCACUGAUACAGCCCAAUGAGAGUCAGGAGGGUGAGAACGGCUCUAAAGAGGAGGGAGGUUUACAACAGACAGAACAGCAGCUACAGGUGGAAGAGGGUGACAGUGAUAGGGCAGUGAAGGGAGGUGGUGGGGAGAGGGAAGAACCGCGACAGGUUGGGGAUAAUGCGGUGUUGGGGAUGGACACAGGAGGCAGCAAAGUAGAGGAGGAGCAAAAGAAGAAGGAUAAUGUAGACAUAGCAGAGGAAGAGAGAAGAGGUGGCAGUAUGGAGGAACAGACGGAAAAGGCUUUAGAGCCUGAUAAUGCUGCCAGAGAAGAGGGGGAAGAGAGAGAAGACAAAGUUGUAGAUCAGCCACAGGUACAGAUACUCAAGGGUUCAGCAGGAGCUACACAGGAGGACGACGACAAGGAUUUAGAGCAUGUUGAGGAGGCUUUCGAGCUUGAGGAGGAAGGAGACAUGGAGAAAGAACAGCCAGGAGAGGUCAUUCUGGAUGAGCCCGGAGCUGCAGAGGUGGGAGGGGCUGAAGAGAUGGAUAAUCUGGUCCCAGUCUCAGAGAUAGGGACAGGAGUAGCAGAGGGAGGGGGUGAGUUGGAGGAACAGCCAGUGACAAACAUUGACAAUAAUCUAGACUCACAGUCAGAGGGAGCGAUUGAGAUGGCGGAAGAGCCAGAAGAUCUCAUUGAGGAUGAGUCUAAAUCUGCAUUAGAGGGAUGCAGCGAGAGAGUACAACAGCCAGGGCCUGCCACUAAGGAUGAGCCAGUAAAGUUUGGGAAGGAAUACACAGCGAAGGAAAGAAGGAAAGAGAAGAAAGAAGAGGUGGAGCUAGGGGUCAAAGGUCACAAAGCCAGGAUAGAGAAUGGGUUCCCUGGAACAGAGGAGGUGAAACAACAACUGCUGAAUGAGAUGCUGCUAUCUCCCACAAGGCUGAGACAAGGAGAAAUGAAAGAGGAGGUGACAGUAAAAAGAGUUAGGGUGACACCCCGCAGAGGGAGCAACGACUGGAACAAGAAGGCGGCCCCAGAGGAGGUACAGACUCGCAGAGGGAGCAACGACUGGAACAAGAAGGGGGCCCCAGAGGAGGCGCAGACCCGCAGAGGGAGCAACGACUGGAACAAGAAGGCGGCCCCAGAGGAGGCGCAGACCCGCAGAGGGAGCAACGACUGGAACAAGAAGGCGGCCCCAGAGGAGGCGCAGACCCGCAGAGGGAGCAACGACUGGAACAAGAAGGCAGACCCAGAGGAGGCGCAGACCCGCAGAGGGAGCAACGACUGGAACAAGAAGGGGGCCCCAGAGGAGGCGCAGACGCGCAGAGGGAGCAACGACUGGAACAAAAAGGCGGCCCCAGAGGAGGUGCAGACCCGCAGAAGGAGCGAUGACUGGAUCAAAAAGGCCCCAGAGGAGGCGCAGACCCCCGGGAGGAGGGAGGACUGGAUUAAGAAGUUGUCUCCAGAGGAGGCGCAGACCCGCAGAAGGAGCGAUGACUGGAUCAAGAAGGAGGCCUCCGAGGAGGCGCAGACCCCUGGGUGGAGGGAGGACUGGAUUAAGAAGUUGUCCCCAGAGGAGGUGCAGACCCCUGGGAGGAAGGAGGACGGGAUUAAGACGUUGUCCCCAGAGGAGGCGCAGACCCCCGGGAGGAGGGAGGACUGGAUAAAGGAGCUGAAGUCGGUGCUCAAAGAGGAGGUACUUUCCCCAAAGAGGAGAGAGGAGCAGGUGAAGAAAAAGAAGAAGAAGGUGGUGGUAAUGGACGAGGUGCCCACGUUCAUGCACCAGAGGACAGAGGUGAAGAUAGAGGUGAAGAAAGAGAAGGAGACGCAGGGGGAGGAGAAGACGCCAAAGAAGUCUGUGAGGCUGCAGAGCCCAACUCCUCAUGGGGAAGACAGCGACAGUUCGGACCCCCAGGAGUACGAGAUCUCCCUCUAUGUCAAGGCUGGCAGUGAUGGUGAGAGCAUCGGGAACUGUCCGUUCUCCCAGCGCCUCUUCAUGAUCCUGUGGCUGAAGGGAGUUAUCUUCAACGUCACCACAGUCGACCUCAAAAGGAAACCGGCGGACCUGCAGGACCUGGCCCCGGGGACCAACCCUCCAUUCGUCACAUUUAACGGGGAGGUGAAGGUUGACGUCAACAAGAUAGAAGAGUUCCUUGAGGAAAAACUCACGCCACCACGGUACCCCAAGUUGGCGACUAAACACCCAGAGUCAAACACCGCAGGUAUAGAUGUGUUCUCCAAGUUCUCUGCCUACAUCAAGAACCCCCGCAAAGAUACCAACGACGGCCUGGAGAAGGCCCUGUUGAAGUCUCUGAGGCGACUGGAUGAAUUCCUGAGGACCCCAAUGCCGGAGGAGAUCGAUGCCAACAGCACAGAAGACCCUCAGGAGUCCACACGCUGCUUCCUGGAUGGACCUGACCUCACACUGGCAGACUGCAACCUGCUGCCCAAACUACACAUUAUAAAGGUGGUGGCCAGGAAGUACCGUGGCUUUGAGAUCCCGGUGGAGAUGGCGGGGGUGUGGCGCUAUCUGAACCACGCCUACAAGAGGGAAGAGUUUACUAACACCUGUCCUGUUGAGCGCGAAAUCGAAUUUGCCUACAUAGAUGUGGCCAAACGAAUCAAAUAGCGAGAGGGGGAGGAGGGAGAGACUGAGAAGGCCCAAUCCCAAAUUGUGUGUGUGUGUGUCUUUGUACACUCACCGGUUGGGUUGGACGGCACUCAUAUGUAGUGUCAUGACUGCUGUGAUUGUAAGACCACUAGACAGAGAGGUCUGCAUCCAUUUCACAUCCAGUCCUUUUGGCCAAAGCCCUCUGCGGUGCACUAUAAUACAGUUGUAUGGUGUCAUUGAAGACACAGACACUGUUAGAAACCCAGAGUACGAACUCUAACAGCGUAUAGUACUAUCCACUAUCUGCAACAUUGUAAAACUGUCCUAAAGCAGCCAUAAGCAUUCAUUAGAGUGUUAUAACCUCUGUGUCUUAGAGGAAUAGCAGAGCACAGGUAGACAUGCCAUACUUAUAUGAAUAUGCAACACUUUGGCCUUGACCACAGUAUUAACCUAUAUAUAAAAAUGAACAUACACAUACUUUAUAAAUGAACUUUUCAUUCGUUUCUCCCCCGUGUUAUUUUGGCUGUCUAUGGGUGAAUAAUAAUCAAUAGUAAAAAGCUUUUUGAUGUCAAGGUCUGACUUAUCUAUUUGUACGUUUUGUAAAAGCAAAUCUGCUUUAAUACCAUUUAUAUCGAAUUCUAUUGACCAUAACAGGAUUGUGGGUGGGGCUUUCUGUUGAGAAGCUCACCUGUUUGGGCCUUCCUGAACAUGCAGGUUGAAUUGGAAGCCAUUUUGAUUGUGGCGGAAGUGUGUACUGUAUCUCUCUAUGCACCAAACAAAUACUGACACAACCCUGUGUACUCGCCUUAUAAUCCUCACCAGAGGAGACUUUAUUAAACUGAUUUUAGAACAGUGA